AUGUCAUCAUUUAAAUUAGCUUCAGACUUGCCAGCUUGGAAAGAAUUGGAACAACUCUACAAGAAAGAAGGUGAAAAAUUCGAUGUUAGAGCAGCAUUUGCCAAAGAUCCAAAAAGAUUUGAUGAAUUUUCCCGCAUUUUCACCAACUACGAUGACUCAAAGAUUCUUUUUGACUUUUCUAAAAACUUGAUCAAUCAGGAAAUUCUUGACAAAUUGAUUCAAUUGGCCAAGGAGGCUGGUGUGGAAAAAUUGAGAGAUGAGAUGUUUGCCGGUGAUCACAUCAACACCACUGAAGAUAGAGCAGUUUACCACGUUGCCUUGAGAAAUGUCAAGAAACACAAAAUGCCAGUUGACGGUAAGGACACAACUCAAGAAGUUUGGGACGUUUUGAACCACAUGAAAGAAUUUUCCGACCAAGUUAGAGAUGGAGAAUGGAAAGGUUACACCGGAAAAGCCAUUACUGACGUGGUCAACAUUGGUAUUGGAGGUUCAGACCUUGGUCCAGUUAUGGUUACUGAAGCUUUGAAAUAUUACAGCAAGCCAGGUUUGAAUGCUCACUUUGUGUCAAACAUUGAUGGAACUGAUAUCGCUGAAGUGUUGAAAAAAGUUAACCCAGAAACAACAUUGUUUUUGAUUGCUUCAAAGACAUUUACUACUGCUGAAACAAUCACCAAUGCCACUUCUGCAAAGAAAUGGUUUUUGGAACACGCCAAAGAUACCAAAUACAUUGCUCAACAUUUUGCAGCUUUGUCCACAAAUGAAAAGGAGGUCAUCAAAUUCGGAAUUGAUCCCAAGAAUAUGUUCGGCUUUGAAAGCUGGGUCGGUGGACGUUACUCGGUUUGGUCUGCCAUUGGUUUAUCAGUCGCCAUCUACAUAGGGUUUGACAACUUUGAAAAGUUUUUAGCUGGUGCUGAAGCUGUUGAUGAGCAUUUCUUGAAAACUCCAUUGGAAAAUAACAUCCCAGUACUUGGUGGUUUGAUUUCUGUUUGGUACAACAACUUCUUCAAUGCCCAAACUCACUUGGUUGUGCCUUAUGAUCAAUACUUACACAGAUUCCCAGCCUAUUUGCAGCAGUUGUCUAUGGAAUCAAAUGGUAAGUCUGUCACCAGAGCCAAUGUUUUCACAAACUAUCAAACUGGUACCAUCUUGUUUGGUGAACCUGCUACCAAUGCUCAGCACUCGUUUUUCCAAUUGGUCCAUCAAGGUACCAAAUUGAUUCCAGCUGAUUUUAUUUUGGCUGCUCAAUCCCACAACCCUAUUGAAAACAACAAGCACCAAAAGAUGUUGGCAUCAAACUUUUUCGCCCAAUCAGAAGCUUUGUUGAAAGGAAAGAGUGAAGAGCAAGUUAAGGCUGAAGGUACUACUGGAGGUUUGAUUCCACACAAGGAAUUUAGUGGUAACAGACCCACCACUUCCAUCUUGGCUCAAAAGAUUACACCAGCUGCAUUGGGAGCAUUGAUUGCUUAUUAUGAACAUGUCACAUUCACUGAAGGUGCCAUUUGGAACAUCAACUCGUUUGACCAAUGGGGUGUUGAGUUGGGUAAAGUUUUGGCCAAGGUCAUUGGAACCGAGUUGGAGGAUAAGAAAUCAGUUGGUUCUCAUGAUCCAUCUACCAACGGUUUGAUCAAUACUUUCAAACAAUGGGAGUAG
Molecule: messenger RNA, 1650 nt
Organism: Lodderomyces parapsilosis
Lineage: Eukaryota; Fungi; Ascomycota; Pichiomycetes; Serinales; Debaryomycetaceae
Gene: PGI1
Product: glucose-6-phosphate isomerase
Exons: 1
Coding region: 1-1650 (549 amino acids)
Biological process (GO): glycolytic process; gluconeogenesis; glucose 6-phosphate metabolic process
Cellular component (GO): cytosol
Molecular function (GO): carbohydrate derivative binding; monosaccharide binding; glucose-6-phosphate isomerase activity
Source: RefSeq, a predicted model, not a curated record